AUGCAGCUCACCAACAUCUUCGUCUCUCUCGUCCUCGCCACUGCCGUCACGGCAAAGGGCCACAAGAAUGGCACUGCCAGCGUCAAGUCCCAGUGCGCCCAGGUAGCCAAGCUCACCAGCCAGGCCGAGCUCGCCACCAACGACACCAGGCUGGCCGACAAGUUUGACAACAACCAGACGGCCAUUGACGCCUUCAAGGCAAAGGUCGCCGACAAGCAGACCCAGCUCGACACCCUGUCGGCCAACAGCACCCUUAUGGAGAGCUGUUCCGUCAUUGCCGCCCACGAGGACGCUCUCGACUCUUGCGACAAGAUCCAGAGCUGGGAGAAGAACAUUGCCACCGCUGCCAACGACACCAAGCUGACUGACAAGUUUGAUGGCAACACCACCAAGGUCGACGCCUUCAAGGCCAAGGCCAGCGACCAGGCCACCAAGCUCGCUGCCCUGACCUCCAACACCACCUUGACCGACUUUUGCUCUGUCCAGUCCACUCUCUCCGACUGCAAGACCAUGUCCAAGUUGCAAAAGGAAGUUGCUUUUGCCAGCAACGCUACUGCUCUGUCUGCCAAGUUUGAUGGCAACCAAACCAAGAUUGACAAGUACACUGCCAAGGCCGCCAAGGUCCAGGCCAAGCUCGAUGCUCUCAUGUCCAACUCGACCUUGAUGAGCACUUGCUCGUCCUUGACUCAAGCUUCCACUGAUGGAACCACCACCUCUGAGAACGCUGCCUCCUCCACCACCGCUGCCUCCGCCGCAGGCAGAGUCGAGGCCGCCAGUGGCUUGAUUGCCGCUGCUGUCCUUGCCAUGUCCGCCGCCUUCUUCCUGUAG
Pestalotiopsis fici W106-1 is the source of this 828-nucleotide messenger RNA. RefSeq lists its product as uncharacterized. Lineage: Eukaryota; Fungi; Ascomycota; Sordariomycetes; Amphisphaeriales; Sporocadaceae. The transcript is spliced from 3 exons. The record is from RefSeq and is a predicted model, not a curated record. The coding region runs from base 1 to 828 and encodes 275 amino acids.